This is a messenger RNA of Amoebophrya sp. A25, 334 nucleotides long. The record is from the annotation of a GenBank genome assembly. Lineage: Eukaryota; Dinophyceae; Syndiniales; Amoebophryaceae.
AUGAUCAGCCAGAUGUACCCAUUCAAAAACGAUAUGCAGGAGAGUAUUGAAAAGUUUGCAGAGUACUUGCAGCAAGCAGAACCGCACUGCAGCCUUCUCGCAACUACUGGCACAGAAGACUACAAUUUCAUAUGCUCGGCUUGCAACACACUAAUGGCAAACAGACGGCUAGCAACACACUGCGCUCUCCUGUCUCCAGCCGAUAUAGGAUCCGGUAACGCGAAAAUUUCUGGGCAUUUGCUCGCUGGAGCCAUCUGCCACUGGAUAAUGCUCCCGUCGCAUCAUACCUCAAGCAGACUGCUGGGAGCCCCUGAUCCCUCUGGCUCUGCACCCC